This is a messenger RNA of [Torrubiella] hemipterigena, 1160 nucleotides long. The record is from the annotation of a GenBank genome assembly. Lineage: Eukaryota; Fungi; Ascomycota; Sordariomycetes; Hypocreales; Clavicipitaceae.
CCUGGCACUAUAUCUACUCCAGCUCGCCCUCACUACCACCACGCUCUUCCAUUCAACUCUCCCUUUCCAACUUGUCUUCAGACGAAACAUCCCUUCUAUCCCUGCAUUAAACACGCUGCCAAUCACAAUGGUUUCUUGGAAGUCAAUCACUCUUCUUGCCGCCGCUCAGAGCGUCACCGCCCACUUUGGCCUCACAUAUCCAGCAUGGCGCGCCGACACUCUUUCUUCUGCUGGUGAAGCAAAGUACAGCCAAUGGACGUAUCCAUGCGCUGGAGUCCCAUACAAGGCUGGCAAUGUCACCGAGUGGCCUCUCGAGGGCGGCCAGCUCCAGGUCGAACUUCACCACCCGUGGACCUAUCUCUUUGUCAACCUCGGUCUCGGCGAGAAUGCCACCAACUUCAACAUCUCCCUCACUCCCCAGCUCACAAAUACAACUGGUAAGGGCACGCUGUGUCUCGACAAGCUGCCCGUUCCUGCCAACAUCCAGGACGGAACCGUGGGCUCCAUCCAGGUCGUCACAUCUGGCUCUAGUGGAUCUGCACUCUACAACUGCGCCGAUAUCAAGUUCUCCAAGAAUGCCAAGAAGCUUGAUGUCUGCAACUCUACCGGCGUGACUGCGUCUGUUGUCCAGGCUGGUGCCAGCACGGGCAACUCUAGCACCGGAGGAGCUGCUAAACCUGAAACAGGCAAGGGCGCUGCUACAGCUCUUGGCACCAACACCGUUGCUCUGGGAUCUGUUGUUGGCCUGGCGGCCGCUUUUGCUCUUGGCCUUGGGCUGUAGAGUACAGUUGGAGGUAUAUAACAAGCAAAUGGAAGGAGGAUUCGGCAUGGUGCUGCUAUUGAUGGAUAAGACACACGCUACGAACGAGGUAAUGAUACCAAUGGAAACGGAUAUUAUGCAGAGGAAGCGGGCCAUCGGGGGCCUACUCUGCUCUUGUGCAAUGCAGGCUGAGCAGGCACCUAAGAGAGACAAAGUCCGCCAUGCAGCCAUGGAGCCUUGUACUACAAGACAGGGAGGGGUUUUGGUCCGUUGAGCUAAUACAAGGUCAAAGAUGUAAGGCAAGGAGUUGUGAGUGCUGUAUUUUCAUAUCAGACAGUUGUACCAGACCUACACUCAGCAAUUAAGCAUUAGGAAUUGUCUAAAUUCACGAUAAAGUUCC